GGGAGGGGACGAUGCUCCGCGUCUUCGUCCUGCGGGCCGAAAAUGUCCUCACAGGCGACAGCGACAUCAGCGACACCUACUGCUCCUCCACGUUCCAAGGUGUCAAGAAGAGGACAAAGGUCAUCAAGAACAACGUGAAUCCUGUCUGGAAUGAGGGAUUCGAGUGGGAUCUGAAGGGAAUCCCUCUGGAUCCUGAUGCCGAGCUCACCGUGGUGGUCAAGGACCAUGAAACCGUGGGGAGAAACAGGUUUUUGGGAGAAUCCCGGGUGCCGCUCCGGGAUGUUCUGGGCACUCCCAGCCUGGCAGCCUCGUUCAACCUCCCCCUGCUGGACUCGCGCAAGGAGAGCACCGGGGCCUCCCUGUUCCUGCAGGUGUCCUACAUCCCCCCUCCGGGCGCUAUCCCGCUUUUCCCUCCUCCGGCCCCUCCGGAGCCGGCCCCGGCUGCAGCCGAGCUGGACACGGUCACCGAGACGGGCGGAGAGGAGGACACGGAAGAUCCGGAGGCCACGGGGGACACGGAGCCCUCGGCGUCCUCGGGAGCACCGGGCUCGGAGCCGCCCUCGCUCCCAAGGAAACCGUCCGGGAAUCACAUCCAGGGAGUGAAGAGGAGGAGGAGGAGCUCUCCCAAAAAGCCUUUAUCCAACAAACCACAGGAUUUCCAGAUCCGGGUGAGGGUCAUCGAGGCCCGGCAGCUUCCCGGGAUCCAGAUCCGGCCGGUGGUGAAGGUGACGGUGGCCGGACAAACCCGGAGAACGCGGAUCCGGAAAGGGAACAGCCCCUUCUUCGAUGAGACUUUUUUCUUCAACGUCUUUGAGUCCCCAUCGGAGCUGUUUGAUGCUCCCAUUUUCCUCACGGUCGUGGAUUCUCGGUCGUUCCGCACGGAUUCGGUGAUCGGGGAAUUCCGGAUGGAUGUGGAGACCGUUUACUCCGAGCCAAAACACGCUUUCCGCAGGAAGUGGCUGCUCCUCUCGGAUCCGGAGGAUUUUUCCGCGGGAGCCAAGGGCUACUUGAAGGUCAGCGCCUGCGUGCUGGGGCCUGGAGACGAAGCUCCCCUGGAGAAGAAGGAGGUGUCCGAGGACAAGGAGGACAUCGAGGCCAACCUGCUGCGCCCCACCGGGGUCACCCUCCGGGGCGCCCAGUUCUGCCUCAAGAUCUACAAAGCCGAGGAUUUGCCCCAGAUGGAUGACGCCGUCAUGGACAACGUCCGGCAGAUCUUCGGCUUUGAGAGCAACAAGAAAAACCUGGUGGAUCCCUUUGUGGAAGUCAGCUUUGCCGGGAAAACGCUCUGCUCCCGCAUCCUGGAGAAAAACGCCAACCCCCAGUGGAACCAGUGCCUGACGCUGCCGGCCAUGUUCCCUUCCAUGUGCGAGCGGAUGAGGAUCCGUGUGACCGACUGGGACCGCCUGACACACAACGAUGUCGUCGGCACCGCUUUCCUCGGAAUGUCCAAGAUUUCGGCCCCCGGCGGGGAGCUGGAGGAUGAGUUUCCUGCUCCUGUGAAGCCUCUGAAACCCUCGGACCUGGAUGACGGGCUGGGAUUCCUGCCGACCUUCGGGCCCUGCUACAUCAACUUGUACGGCAGCCCCCGGGAAUUCACCGGAUUUCCCGAUCCCUACGAGACGCUCAAUUUGGGAAAGGGCGAGGGGGUCGCGUAUCGGGGCCGGAUCCUGGUGGAGCUGGAGACCAAACUGGUGGAGCACAUGGAGCAGAAGGUGGAAGAGAUUCCUGCUGAUGACAUCCUGAGGGUGGAGAAAUACCUGCGCCGACGGAAAUAUUCCCUCUUCGCUGCCUUCUACUCGGCCACGAUGCUCCAGGGCGUGGACGGCGCUGUCCAGUUUGAGGUCAGCAUCGGGAAUUACGGCAACAAGUUCGACACCACCUGCCUGCCCCUGGCCUCCACCACCCAGUACAGCGGGGCUGUCUUCGAUGGCUGUCACUACUAUUACCUGCCCUGGGGGAACGUGAAGCCCGUGGUGGUGCUCUCCUCCUACUGGGAGGACAUCGGCCACCGCAUGGACGCCCAGAACCUGCUGCUCCACGCGGCCGAGCGGCUGGAAGCCAACCUGGAGAAGAUCCAUGUGGCCCUGAAAUCCAACUGCUCUCCGGUCGAGCUGGAGGCCCUGGGGUCCCAACUGCUCGAUGACGUCAUUGCCGACUGCAGCCUGAAGCUUCCCGAUGUCCUGGGGAGAGCGUCCAGCACCCACCUGGAUCAGAACCUGUUCCGCUUCCGGAGCACCCACCUGGAGCAGAUCCUCAAGGUGGCCCUGAGGCUCAAGCAUGAGAAUUCCGGCCUUUCCCAAAUCCUGGAUCAGGCGGAGGAUUGGCUCUGCCGGCUCCGGGCCAUGGCGGAGGAGCCCCAGAACAGCCUCCCGGACAUUGUCAUCUGGAUGCUCCAGGGGUACAAACGUGUGGCCUUUGCCCGCAUCCCGGCCCACCAGGUCCUGUAUUCCCGGAACAUCCCCAACUGCUGCGGCCGGAACUGCGGGAAGCUCCAGACCAUCUUCCUCAAGUACCCACAGGAGGAGACAAUGGGGCCACGGAUCCCGGCGCAGAUCCGGGUGCGGCUCUGGUUCGGAUUGGCCGUGGAUGAGAAGGAAUUCAACCAAUUUGCCGAGGGAAAACUCUCCGUCUUUGCCGAAACUUAUGAGAACCAGACCAAGCUGGCGCUGGUGGGGAACUGGGGCACCACCGGCCUCACUUAUCCCAAAUAUUCCGAUGUCACCGGCCGGAUCAAGCUUCCCAAGGACAGCUUCCGGCCUUCCGCAGGAUGGACCUGGGCUGGGGAUUGGUUCAUCUGUCCAGAAAAGACGCUGUUGCACGAUGUGGAUGCUGGGCACCUGAGCUUCGUGGAGGAGGUGUUUGAGAACCAGGUCCGGCUCCCCGGAGGGCAGUGGAUCCACAUGACUGAUUCCUACACGGAUGUGAACGGGGAGAAGGUCCUGCCCAAGGAUGAGAUCGAGUGUCCUCCAGGCUGGAAGUGGGAAGAUGUGGAAUGGGACACGGAUCUCAACAGGGCUGUGGAUGAGAAAGGCUGGGAAUACGGGAUCACGAUCCCGCCGGAGCGCAAGCCCAAGGCCUGGGUGCCGGCGGAGAAGAUGUUCCACACCAACCGGCGCCGGCGCUGGGUGCGGCUCCGCCGGCGCGACCUGGAGCACAUGGGAGCCGGGAUAAAGCACAAGCAGGAGGAGCUGGACGGGGAUGGUUGGGAAUACGCUUCCCUCUUUGGCUGGCGCUUCCACCUCCAGCAGCGCCGCUCCGACGCCUUCCGCCGGCGCCGCUGGAGACGCCGGAUGGAGCCUCUGGAACGCACCGGCCCCGCCGCUGUCUUUGCCUUGGAAGGGGCUCUGGGAGGAGUGACCGAUGACAAGAGCGACGACGGAAAAUCCGAUGGAAAAUCCGCAUCCACCCUGAGUUUCGGAGUCAACAGACCCACGAUCUCCUGCAUUUUUGACUCCGGGAACAGAUUCCACCUGCGCUGUUACCUGUACCAGGCACGGGAUCUCAUUGCCAUGGACAAGGACAGCUUCUCCGAUCCCUACGCCAUCGUGUCCUUCCUGCACCAGAGCCAGAAGACGGUGGUGGAGAAGAACACCCUGAAUCCCACCUGGGAUCAGACCCUGAUCUUCUACGAGAUCGAGAUUUUCGGGAAUUCUCAGGAUGUGGCUGAGUCCCCUCCUAACAUCCUGGUGGAAAUCUAUGACCACGACACCUAUGGCGCGGAUGAGUUCAUGGGACGCUGCAUCUGCCGGCCCAGCCUGGAGCGCUCGCCCCGGCUCUCCUGGUAUCCCGUCCUCAAAUCCGGCCGGAAUGUCGGGGAGCUCCUGGCCGCCUUCGAGCUGAUCCAGAGGGAAAAGCCGGCUGUUCAUCACAUCCCUGGAUUCGAGAGCGAGCUCUCCUCCAGUCUGGAUGAGCUCUGCAUCCCUGCCUUGUUCUCGGAGGGGCUCCUCCAAUGGUCCGCGGAUUCCGACCUUCCCUACCCGCCGCCGCAGCGGGAGCCCAACGUUUACAUGGUCCCGCAGGGAAUCAAACCCGUCCUGCAGCGCACGGCCAUCGAGAUCCUGGCCUGGGGGCUGAGGAACCUCAAGAGCUUCCAGCUGGCCAGCGUGACCUCGCCCAGCCUGCUGGUGGAGUGCGGCGGGCAGCGCGUCCAGUCCGGCGUCAUCAAGAACGUCAAGAAGAACCCCAACUUCGACGUCUGCGUGCUCUUCAUGGAAGUGCGUCUGCCCAAGGAGAGCCUCUACAGCCCCCCCAUCAUCCUGAAGAUCAUCGACAACCGCCCCUUCGGCCGGAGACCCGUGGUGGGACAGUGCACCAUCCGCUCCCUCCAGGAAUUCUACUGGGAUCCCUCCCAGCAGGACACGGGGGCGCCCCAGGAGCAGCCAGAUGACGUCAGCCUCACGCCCAGGGACGACGUCCUCAUCGACAUCGAUGACAAAGAGCCCCUGAUCCCCAUCCAGCUUCCCGAGGGUUUGACGAGCUCAGCAAUAAUUAACAUCCCGGAUUCCCGGGCCCUGCCUCAUAGGAUUCCGUGGGAGGAGGAAUUCAUUGACUGGUGGAGCAAAUUUUAUGCUUCCACGGGAGAGAGGGAAAAAUGUGGAUAUUACUUGGAAAAGGGAUUUGACACCUUGAAGGUCUAUGAGACGGAGCUGGAAAACAUUGAGGAAUUUGAGCAUCUCUCCGACUUCUGCCACACCUUCAAACUGUUCCGGGGGAGAUCCCAGGAUUCCAGCGAUGACCCCUCGGUGGUGGGGGAAUUCAAGGGUUCCUUCAGGAUUUACCCUCUUCCCGACGAUCCCCGCGUUCCGAUGCCUCCCCGGCAAUUCCAGCAGCUCCCGGCCAGGGGACUCCAGGAAUGUCUGGUCCGGGUUUACAUCAUCCGCGCCUUCGACCUCCAGCCAAAGGAUUCCAAUGGAAAGUGUGAUCCCUACGUGAAGAUUUCCGUGGGAAAGAAAUCCAUAAAUGACCAGGAAAAUUAUCUUCCCUGCACUCUGGAGCCUGUCUUUGGGAAGAUGUUUGAGCUGAGCUGCACCCUGCCCCUGGAGAAGGACCUCAAGGUCACCCUCUACGACUACGACCUCCUGUCCAAGGACGAGAAGAUCGGCGAGACCGUCAUCGACCUGGAGAAUCGCUUCCUGUCCAAAUAUGGCGCCCGCUGCGGCCUCCCCCAGACCUACUGCGUCUCCGGCCCCAACCAGUGGCGAGAUCAACUCCGCCCUUCCCAGCUGCUCCACCUCUUCUCCCUGCAGCACAACUACAAAGCUCCCACCUACAAAUCCGACCGGAUCAUCUUCCGGGAUCAGGAAUACGUCCUCUCAGAGCUGGAGGAUGGAAAACCCCCGAAUCCCCACCUGGGCCCAGUGGAGGAGCGGCUCGCCCUGGCUGCCCUCCGGAAGCAGGGAUUGGUUCCGGAGCACGUGGAGACGCGGCGCCUUUACAGCCCCCUCCAGCCGGACAUCGAGCAGGGAAAGCUCCAGAUGUGGGUGGAUCUGUUUCCCAAAUCCCUGGGACAUCCUGGCCCCCCUUUCAACGUCACUCCACGCAAAGCCAAGAGGUUCUACCUGCGCUGUAUCGUUUGGAACGCCAAGGAUGUGAUCCUGGACGACCUCAGCAUCACCGGGGAGAAGAUGAGCGACAUCUACGUCAAAGGGUGGCUGGUGGGACACGAGGAGAACAAGCAGAAGACGGAUGUCCACUACAGAUCCAUGGGAGGAGAAGGGAAUUUCAACUGGAGAUUCAUCUUUCCCUUCGAUUAUCUCCCGGCAGAGCAGAUGUGCCAUGUGGCCAAGAAGGAACACUUCUGGAGCUUGGACAAGACGGAAAACAAGAUCCCACCCCAGCUGAUCCUCCAGAUCUGGGACAACGACAAGUUCUCCUUCGAUGACUAUUUGGGAUCCAUCCAGAUGGAUCUCAACAGGAUGCCCAAGCCUGCCAAGACGGCGGAAAAGUGUUCCUUGGAUCUUGUGGAUGAUUCCCUGUCCUCCGGCCGCUCCGUGUCCCUCUUCGAGCAGAAAACCGUCAAGGGCUGGUGGCCCUGCUUGGCCGAGCAGAACCAGCAGAAGAUCCUGGCGGGCAAGCUGGAGAUGACUUUGGAAAUCGUGGCGGAGCAGGAGCACGAGGAGCGUCCAGCCGGGAUGGGACGGGAUGAGCCCAACAUGAACCCCAGACUGGAGGAUCCCAAGCGUCCGGAGACCUCCUUCCUGUGGUUCACGUCCCCGUACAAGACCCUGAAGUUCAUCCUGUGGCGCCGCUACAAGUGGGUGCUGAUCCUGGCCAUCCUCCUCUUCAUCCUGCUGCUUUUCCUGGGAAUCUUCGUCUAUGCCUUCCCGAACUACGCUGCUAUGAAACUGGUGAAACCUUUCAACUGAAGCUGCUCCCGUGCCUGCCUAGGAAUUUUGGGAAGGAAUUUUGGAAGUGGAGAAGGAACAACCUCAUCCAGGCUGCUGCCAGCUGCUGCCAAAGACUUCUCUUCCCUUUGGAAUUCCACCUGGGAAGUGUCACCUAACCAAAACCUCCACCAAAAUAUUCCUGGUUUUCCAGA
Zonotrichia leucophrys gambelii is the source of this 6538-nucleotide messenger RNA. RefSeq names its product dysferlin (gene DYSF). The coding region runs from base 12 to 6365 and encodes 2117 amino acids. Gene Ontology annotation, cellular component: cytoplasmic vesicle; membrane; T-tubule. The transcript has 58 exons. Gene Ontology annotation, biological process: macrophage activation involved in immune response; T-tubule organization; vesicle fusion. Lineage: Eukaryota; Metazoa; Chordata; Aves; Passeriformes; Passerellidae. The record is from RefSeq and is a predicted model, not a curated record.